Molecule: messenger RNA, 2669 nt
Organism: Hibiscus syriacus
Lineage: Eukaryota; Viridiplantae; Streptophyta; Magnoliopsida; Malvales; Malvaceae
Exons: 10
Coding region: 295-2352 (685 amino acids)
Source: RefSeq, a predicted model, not a curated record
AAAGGGUUCGGGUUUCCACAUUUAUAUGUUUCUCUUACAAUUUUGCUGCCUCGAAAACUCUGUUCUUUAUUCUUCCGCAACAAUUUUCUCGGUCGAUCACUUCCUUGUUUUUUUCUCGGUGAUUUUCCCUCCCGCCAAACACUCGCCAAUCUCUUGCUCCUCGACUCUAAAUUCUUGCGAUCGCUCGAGAGUCUGUCUCUCUAACGGAUCUCUCUUCCUCUCUCCCUUCCACUCAUUCAUUGUUGCAGUGGCACCUCUGAGUUAGUAGUAGUUGUACUCUAUUUGCAUGCAUAAAUGCCAAUUGCAAAAGCAGCCAAUUCCGCAAAUGUAAUGAAAUCAGAGGAUCCAAAUGAUUCUUUGGACACCUUCAUCAGACAUGCCAUUGGAAAAGAAACUUUCCUUCCCUUCUCAAGGGCUGGGGACAGCCCUGUUCAAUGGAUUCAAUUGCUUCAUGCCUUAGAUCAACAAGAUAUCCCUGGCUGGCAGUUACUCACUCCUCUGAAGGUGCAGACACAAAAGUGUGAUAAGUGUUUGCGAGAAUUUUAUUCAACCAUUAACUAUAGAAGGCAUAUACGUGUGCACCAUAGGUUGAAGAAACUUGAUAAGGAUUCUGCUAAAAAUAGGGAUCUAUUAGCAGCAUUUUGGGACAAGCUCUCAGAGGAUGAGGCGAAAGAAAUCUUAUCGUUCAAGGAUGUGUUACUGGAGGGAGUUCCGGGAUCUUCAGUUAUAAAAUCGUUGACUACACAUGUAAAGAUGUCCCUUUCUGCUUUGCCACAAGUUUGCUUGAGAGCAGGUUCUGCUCUUCUGGACCUCGUGCAAGCUAGACCUUCAAUAUUUCCAAUAUCUUCACAGGAAUUAUUUAGAAUCCUCGAUGAUGCAAGUGAAAGGACUUUCCUUUGUGGUGCAGCCAUGUCAAUGCAAAAAUACAUUUUUGAUGGGGAAGCAGGAAAGAUUGGUCUUGAAACCAAAAACUUGGUUGCUUUUACCAGUUUUUUGGUGGAACAGAAAUUGGUUAAAGCAUGGCUUGCAGAUAAAGAUGCUGAAGCUUUGAGGUGCCAGAAGUUGCUGAUGGAAGAGGAAGAAGCCGCCCAAAAGAGGCAAGUUGAGCUUCUUGAGAGAAAGAGACAGAAGAAGCUUAGGCAGAAGGAGCAUAAAGCAAAGGAACAAAGACACUCGGAUUUGGAAGAAAGUAAGCAGACCAUGGAUGACUCAUCGGAGGAUAACACUCCCGCUGAAGCAUCUAGUCCUUCAGCUGUUGAUUCUGAUGGACAAAAUCCUGCCAUAUCCACAGAUCAAAUUCUCCCAUCUGUAGAGCCCACUGAUUUUUCCAAGCUGGAAGAGGAUGUAGAUUAUGAAAUUCAUAUGGGGUUUAGCAAUGGCUAUAGUGAUCCAGGAACUAGUCAUAAUGUUGAAAGACGAAUGGAGCAAGUUGGUGGGCGUUGGCAGAUAGUUGUUGCUCGAUGGCAGAAUCCACAUACUUCACAACGAGGGGUGCUUAAUGGUUUCCAUGCCAGUCAGAAUUCUCACGGAUUUAAGUGUGGAGGUUUUAAUAAGCAUGGAACAAACAGGGAAAGGUUUGGUGCAAUGGGUAAUGGUAAUAAAAUUUGGAGCCAAAAACCUAAAGCAGUAAAGGAAGGGGAGAGGUUGAAAAUUAAAGAAGAGAAACAAGCAGCUAAUCAAGUGAAUCAAAAUAAGAUCCAUGAGCUUUUAAUUGGCUCUAUAUCUGUCAUGAUUGAAAAUUAUAGCAGUCAUGAUGGACACAAUACAGCUGAAGCCCGUGACAGGAGCCUGGCUGAGUGUCAAAUCUCAAAGAACAAUGUUCAGGAGAAGUCCAGCAAACUUGAUCCUGUUCGGGGUGUUUCAAACCGAUCAACCAUCAAGUUUUGGAGGCCAGUGAGCCGACAUGAAAGCAAAAAUUCACAACCAGUACAAAAUGGUGUUAGUGAAUUUGAAGUGGAAGUGGUUGCUGAAGAGGAUGUAGUGCAUACCGCUUCCAAUGAAAGCUGUUCAAGGUCCUCUUUGACAGAUGGUGGUGAUGGCGUGGGAAGCGUGAAUCUCUCUUCAACGCUUGUGCAACCUGGGAGUUUACAGUUCAACAGCGAUACUGCCAAGGCCAUUCUUUCUCAGAGGUGGAAGGAAGCUAUUGCCGGCGAACAUGUGACAUUGGUUCUCUCCCCAAGCCUUGAUCCCCCAGGGUGCUCUGAUAUCGAAAACGAUUCAUUAGAAAAGUUUAUUGUUAAGGCAAGGGCUUCCGAGGCUUCAACUACCGGACCUGCCCACCGCAAGUUCAGAAGGAAGCCUGAAAAGGGUGCGAAGAUAAAGUACAUUCCGAAACAAAGAUCUGCCACCUAAGAGGUGAGAUGGGAAUUCUUUUGUUGUUCUUUUAUUGAGGUAUGCACAGUUUAGCGAAUCAUCGUUAUAUUCUUAGCAGGGGUUCCAGUUUUACAAAUGGUCUUCUGUUGGAAAAUGUUUUCUCAUUCAGUCUUCUUUUCCCCCUUAAGGUGGUAUAGCAAUUUGACUAGUCUUCUCUGGUUCUGCAAAUUACAUAAUAGUCCAAUUUUUUGAUGUAAUAAAUUGGGUUUAUUGCUGUUACAAAGGUCCUUUUUUCGCGGGGUCAGAAGUGGAGUUUCAAUCUUGGUUUUUCUUGCUUCUGUUCCCUGCAGACAUUU